Messenger RNA from Vollenhovia emeryi, 1257 nucleotides. RefSeq lists its product as uncharacterized. The transcript has 6 exons. NCBI's taxonomy places the organism in Eukaryota, Metazoa, Arthropoda, Insecta, Hymenoptera, Formicidae. Gene Ontology annotation, biological process: vesicle-mediated transport; protein secretion. Bases 16 to 1074 code for a protein of 352 amino acids. Gene Ontology annotation, cellular component: Golgi membrane. The record is from RefSeq and is a predicted model, not a curated record.
UCGAAUUGGACUCGAAUGUUCUCUCCCGAAGUUCCGCGCGAUGCGCCAAUAGCGCGCAGAGAGACCGGCGCGGCCAAUGAGCGCGCCCGACCAAUCGGCGCCAUCCGAGUCUCCGUGUUCGCGCGCGACCGAGUUCAGCCUGAAGUCGCGCGACUUUCGUCCGCGUCCGGCGCCGACGUCUCAAGGUUCCGUCCGUGUCGGUGGCCGAACGGUGUCAAGGCGCUCGCCUUGAUCGACAAUGCCCGCCGGCGAAACGCCGUAGCGUUUCUCGCGCAGCGGCACGGCUGCCGUCGAUUCGCGAGGCCACGCCACCACCUUCCGCUCCGCCCGGCGGCCCAGCAGACGACGCGCCGACGGACCCGCGGGGCGGUAGGAGCGACUGGGAGCGCAACGUCAACGUGCAAACAUGGCGUCGGCAACGUCGUAGUGCCUAACCACGAGGUGCCUCUGCUGAUGGACGACGACACGAUUGCUUUCGGGGAGGAGGAGGAGGCCGCCCAGAAUGCCGGCAAGCUUAAACACCCGUACGUUACGCUGUUUCACUUGGCCUUCAGGAUAGCGGCUAUAAUAGUUUACUUGCUUUGCGGUUUGUUUUCGAAUAGUUUCAUAGCGAGCUUUGUAACGGUGGUGCUACUUUUGUCGAUGGAUUUUUGGACCGUUAAAAAUAUCACGGGGAGAUUAAUGGUCGGCCUUAGAUGGUGGAAUUAUGUGGAUGACGAUGGCAAAAGUCAUUGGAUUUUUGAGUCUAGAAAGGGUGCACAACAGAAUCGCAUUAACGCAACAGAGGCGCGAAUCUUUUGGUUGGCCCUGAUCUUGUGCCCACUUUUUUGGUCGAUGCUGUUCAUCGCGGCGUUAUUUAGCUUCAAAUUCAAGUGGCUUCUGCUCGUUUGCAUCGCCAUAGUUUUGAACGGCGCGAAUCUGUACGGCUACGUUAAAUGUAAGAUGGGAAAUGAUCAAAACAUUUCAGCGGCCACGAGCGAUUUCUUCAGGAAGCAAGUGUUUCAGAACGUCACUUCAAUCAUGACCAGAAGUCCACCAACGAAUAAUUCCAAUCAACCGACUAAUGUAAUAUAAAUUGAUCAAUUUGGCAACAUUAAUGUAUAUGUGCGUGUGUGUCAUUUAAAAUUUAUAUUCACGUGAUAAUUUACUACUUGCAGAUGUUUGUACAUAAUAAUAAUGUUAGACAGUAUCUUCUAAGUACAAUAUUAUAUAAUAAAUCGUUAUCAAUCUUCACAUACCGCCCUACUGCUACUUGAC